Messenger RNA from Sinocyclocheilus rhinocerous, 1902 nucleotides. RefSeq lists its product as uncharacterized. Lineage: Eukaryota; Metazoa; Chordata; Actinopteri; Cypriniformes; Cyprinidae. The coding region runs from base 67 to 1731 and encodes 554 amino acids. The transcript has 14 exons. The record is from RefSeq and is a predicted model, not a curated record.
GUCUCCGGGUUAUUAAAGGCGACUCCAAAGUGCAUAAGAUCCUUGUUGUGUGAGGGUCAUCUCAGGAUGUUCAGGGUCUUGCUGCUCCUGUUGGCCGUGGCUGGUCUCCAUGCAAGACCACUGCACCGAUUCCCAAAUGGUAAAUUAAAACAAAUUGGGCCACAAAUGGUCCAAGAUGAACACAGGGAUAGCUCAGCUCUGAAGCACGUGAACACUGAUGUGAAACCCAAGAAGCAAUUAUCAGUUCCCGCUGAGUUCUGCAGACAGGGAACAGAACCUUCCAGACGCUUCCUGAUGGACCUGAACACUGGGAUGCUCAAGCGUGGAGUUGGCGAAAUGAACAGAAGAGUUUCAGGAUUGGAUGAGUUCAGACAAGGCACUGAGAACAAGCUGCACACCCUGCAAGAGCUCAGAAUGCGUCCCAUGAUGAGAUCGCAGUACAGCGCUCAGAGCGAAAAACACGAGCAGAGAGCAAUCCCUGCCGAGGUGUACAGAAAAGGCACUGAAACUUCUAGAAACCUCCUGAUGGACCAGAACACCGGUCUGCUCAAAGAACACAGGAACGAGAUGGACAGGAGAGUAGCGGGCUCAGCUAAAUGGGAAGUGGUUUCUGAGCAUGAGGACAUAAGGAGCCAAGACUCUUCUGAACAUAAGGAGAACCACAAAGCAGUUCCUGUUGAGCUCCGCAGGCAGGGAACAGAACCUUCCAGACGCAUCCUGAUUGACACGAACACUGGGAUGCCCAAGGAGGAACUCACCGAAAUGAACAGAAGAGUUUCUGGCUUCUACAAUCCAGCACCUAUUGAGAAGAGGCAAGGAACAGAACCUUCCAGACGCUUCCUGAUGGACAUGGACACUGGGAUGCUCAAGCAUGAAGUUGGCGAAAUGAACAGAAGAGUUUCCGGCUUCUACAAUCCUCCAGCUUAUGAGAUGAGGAAGGGAACCCAGAAUUCUCACCCCACUAUGGUGGAUUCCAGAACUGGACAACUGCUGCCAUCUCUAACAGAGCUGCAGAGGAGCACAGAGCCAUUGGAUGAGUUCAGACAAGGCACUGAGUACCAGCCAUACAUCCUACAGGAGCUCAGAUUGAGUGCGCUGCACAAACAAGACACUGAACCUUCCAGAAACCUCCUGAUGGACCUGAACGCCGGUCUACUCAAAGAACACAGGAAUGAGAUGGACAUGAGAGUAGGGGGCUCAGCUAAAUGGGAAGUGGUUUCUGAGCAUGAGGACAUAAGAAGCCAAGACUCUUCUGAACAUAAGGAGAACCACAAAUCAGUUCCUGUUGAGAUCCGCAGGCAGGGAACAGAACUUUCCAGACGCAUCCUGAUUGACACGAACACUGGGAUGCCCAAGGAGGAACUCAGCGAAAUGAACAGAAGAGUUUCCGGCUUCUACAAUCCAGCACCUAUUGAGAAGAGGCAAGGAACAGAACCUUCCAGACGCUUCCUGAUGGACAUGGACACUGGGAUGCUCAAGCAUGAAGUUGGCGAAAUGAACAGAAGAGUUUCCGGCUUCUACAAUCUUCCAGCUUAUGAAAUGAGGAAGGGAACCCAGAAUUCUCACGCCACUAUGGUGGAUUCCAGAACUGGACAACUGCUGCCAUCUCUAACAGAACUGCAGAGGAGCACAGCGCCAUUGGAUGAGUUCAGACAAGGCACUGAGUACCAGCCACACACCCUGCAGAAGCUCAGGAUGCAAGACUUUGUUAGACCCCAGCACAGUGCUUAAAACGUGUAUGAAAGUCACCGUGUUUAGAAUGGAUGAGACCUGGUGGACAACGUUUGGCUGUGUUCGUACCCUAUGACUGCAUGAAGACCAUCUCAGAACAUCUAGUUGACUUUACUGUUGUAUUCAGAGUUUCAUGCAAUAUUUGGAAUGACCUCACACACGCCAAACGUU